Sesamum indicum (sesame) is the source of this 2091-nucleotide messenger RNA. RefSeq names its product auxin response factor 17-like. Gene Ontology annotation, biological process: regulation of DNA-templated transcription; response to hormone. NCBI's taxonomy places the organism in Eukaryota, Viridiplantae, Streptophyta, Magnoliopsida, Lamiales, Pedaliaceae. Gene Ontology annotation, molecular function: DNA binding. The record is from RefSeq and is a predicted model, not a curated record. Gene Ontology annotation, cellular component: nucleus.
CUACUACUCCUCCUCUUCACUCCUACUCUUAUACGUCGGAGACUGAUUUUAUACUCUCUCUCUCUCUCUACACACAUACACCUUCACCAGCAAUGUCUAACUCCUCCUCCUCCGCUUCCGCCGUCGCCUCUGAAGUAGACGCCGCCAUCUGGAGAGCCGUCGUCGGCUCCUCCGUCCAAGUCCCCUCACUCAACUCCUAUGUCUACUACUUCCCCCAAGGACACCUGGAACACACCUCCUCCUCCGCCUCCAUUCAUAAUUACAAUUUUGCCCUCCCACGUCCCUUCAUUCCCUGCCAAGUCCUCUCCAUUCGUUUCCUUUCUGAUCAUCCCUCGGAUCAGGCUUUCGUCAGAAUCCUCCUCCAGCCGCUCCAGCCCCUAGGACCACGCCCAAUGAACAACGAUGAUGAUGACACUAGAACCGACGUGGUCUCAUUCUCGAAGAUUCUGACUCCGUCCGAUGCGAAUAACGGUGGAGGUUUUUCAGUUCCCAGAUACUGUGCGGACUUGAUUUUCCCGCAGCUGGACUUCGCGGCUGACCCGCCCGUUCAGAAUUUGACAUUGAAAGACACCCAUAACAAUGCAUGGGAGUUUCGACAUAUCUACCGAGGCACGCCGCGCCGCCACUUGUUAACUACUGGCUGGAGCAAGUUCGUUAACGCCAAACGCCUCGUCGCCGGAGAUACCGUGGUUUUUAUGAAGAAAAAGUCGACGAAUGAGCUCUUCGUUGGGAUCAGGAGAGCCUCAAGGGUUGGCGGCAAUGAGGGCCAGGAUGGUGGUGAGGCGUUGGAGGCGAUACAGAAGGCGGCAAGAGGAAUGGCGUUCGAGGUGGUGUACUAUCCCAAGGCUGGAUGCCCCGAUUUCGUGGUGAAGGCGGAGAAGGUGAAAGAUGCAUUGCGGAUGUGCUGGAGGCAGGGAAUGCGGGUAAGGAUGGGGGUGGAAACGGAUGAUUCAUCCCGGAUGACGUGGUUUCAGGGCACAAUUGCAGCAACCACGUCUCCUGGUACCGGGCCGUGGUACGGUUCUCCCUGGCGCAUGCUUCAGGUGACUUGGGAUGAACCUGAAAGCCUUCAGCACGUUAAUAGAGUGAACCCUUGGCAAGUGGAAUAUAUUCCGGCCACUCCACUCUUUGAUCCCGAAUUUCCUCCCUCUAAGAAGUUCAGAAUAAUGCAAAAUCCAGAGACGGUACCUGCUGGAGAGGGAGGUUUUCGCCUCCCUCAAUUAACACGUCCAAUGGCAGGACAUCUGAACCCGGCUGCGCUCAGUUAUGCUCCUUUUUCUGCUGGCAUGCAGGGAGCCAGGCCCGAUCACAUUUGUAUAUCCAAUGCCAGCAGUGAUAGGACACUCCAAACGUCGAAUGAACUCCCUAAGAACGAUGCGGCCCCAGAAUUGAAAACCGUUUCAACGGUUCUAAGUAUCGGGAGUUCAUAUUCCGACAAUUUAUCACAUGGUAGUCAGAGCAGCGUCCAGUUCCGCAGCACUGAUCUACUUGGCCAGCCGGGACCGAGUUCAUCAUCCAAAACUGGGGCGAAUUCGUUCCAGUUGUUUGGAAAGAUCAUUCAGAUGCCUGAGCCUGUUGGAGGCGGUUCAAAACUUAAGGCGACUUGUACAGAUGGUGGAAAGGAGAGUAGCGUUCAUCCACCAACCUAAUCCUUCUCCUAGGUCAGCUGCAUUUGGGGGGGCUUGCUGAUAAAUUGUAAGAGCCUCAACCGAGGGAGCAUGAACCAUAUGAAUUAGUGGCUCAUUUGCUGACAAUGUAUAGCUCUGUACAGGUGAUGGAGAAGGCGUCUUAAGUUUUGUUUGUAAUCCUAGAAAAAUCCAGUUGGUAUUGUUUCAGAAAUGUGAUGGAUUACUUGGGGAGGAGGAUGUUGAUGAGUGGCGAUAUUGUGCUUGCUUUCUCACUUAGCCUUGGAGACAACUGUACCAACUUGUCCACCAAUUCUGUGGUCAGUUAGGCCCAGGGGAAGGCCCAAAUCCAAUCCCUUGUGUUUUACAUUUCACAAAGUUCAGAUUAUACAUCGGAAGAUUGAUUUGUCUAUUUUCCUUAGUACUGAACUAAUAUAACACGGUCUAUUAUUUACUUUACUUAUUC